AUACGCUAUGCGUUGUCACGUGAUCUAAACUUUAAUGAUUAAAAUAUUGCUGCAGAUUUUUUUGAAACUUCUUAUAUUUUCCUGUAAAAAUUCAUUUAAUCAUAUCAAUUUGCUUGUUUGUAAUAUAAAUAGCCAAAUCUUUGAGGAAAAAAUGUGACUAAUUGAUGCACCCACGUGAUUAUUGCGAGACAUUAAUUACCUCGAGGCUGAUCUGAGGCGAAUCCUCCGCGCUGUAUUUGACGCGGUGGCCAAAACACGUGAAAGUAUUUGAUUGAAAGUAUUUUGAAAUUUGAAUUAAGUGUUUUUAAAGGAAGAUGAGAGAAGAUGGGCCAGCUAUUUGUGAUGGGAAGAACUACAUCAUCAUCAAAGGAUCCUUUAUGAAGCUUGCGAAGUUGAAGACCCAAAAGCAAUGUCAGCUGGGUCGGGCAUCUGUGGACGUGGCCGGCCUGCUCGGGCACCCAGUCGGCACACAGUUCAGACUACACUCUGGUGGAGGCAAGCAGCGCCUGAUGCGGCCGGAGCCUGUCGAACACACAGAGGACCUGGCGGAUGCCAUAGCUGCCGACGAGAGUGCGGCCGACAACCGUAACCUGCUGGCCAAUCAGACGUCACAGGCCAUGACCAAGGAGCGCAUCAUGGAGAUGAGGGAGCAGGGCGCCACCGGGAGGGAGAUCGUCACCACCAUCGUCGAUAACAGCACAUCAUUUCAGGGGAAAACUGAGUUUUCGCAAGCGAAAUAUGUGCGGAAGAAGCAGAAAAAGUAUUUCGAGUUCAUCAGUGUUCAAGAGCCGACGGUCAGACUGGUCGCCAGUAUGUACUACAUGCAGGACCCGCUGAAGAUCAUGAACCUGCGUGUGGACUCGCUGAGCCAGCUGCUGACGGCGUGCAGUGUCCGGCCGGGCGGCCGCUACCUGGUGCUCGAGUCGGGCUGCCUGGCGGUGACUGUGGCGGCCGUGCUGGAGCGGCUCGGCGGCCACGGUCACCUGGUGCACCUGUUCCAGGGAGGCACGCCGCAGAGGCACGCGGUGGACGCCAUCAACUUCACAUCUGACCAGCUGGCCUGCCUGUCGUGUCUGGACCUGCGCACACUGAUGACCCACCACCCUGCCGAUCCCACCGCCUCCGCCCCCACCGCCUCUGCAGCUCCCGCUUCUGGCGCUUCCCCCGCCAGUGCAGAGGCUCAGGCCGACAAGACGGCCGCAGCGGACCAGAAAACGGCCGCUCCGAAUGGUGAGACCGCGUUAACGGCGGAAGAAUCGUCGAAACCAGCUGCCGACGGGAUCCCGUCAUCAGGUGGAGGCGGUGACGCCACACCUAUAGAUGGUGGUGAUGAGGUCAUAACUGACGGCGGUGAUGACGUCACACCCGCGACUGAGGAUCCCGCAGCGGCGGCAGAGGAAGUCGAGGGAACGGAGGCACAGGAGUCGAGGAAGCGCCGCCUCAGUGGUAGCCAGGCGGAGACCGGAGAGCGAAAAUCCAAGUACGCCAGGACGCGCUGCGAGGACUCUGAGCUGGCGCUGAACAUGCUGUCCUCAAAGGAGAUGGACGGCCUGCUGCUGUGCUGCCGACAGCAUCCCGUCAACCUCCUGCGCUACCUGCUGCGCUUCCUCGCCGUGUCGCGGCCAUUCGCAGUCUUCUGUCCAUAUAAAGAGCCGCUGUUGGAGUGCUAUUUCGCCAUGAAAGCCGAGGGCUGCAUCAUGCUGAAAGUCACCGAGACGUGGCUAAGAAAUUACCAGGUGCUUCCUGAGCGGACUCACCCCGAGAUCAACAUGUCGGGCGGCGGCGGCUACAUCCUCUCCGGCUUCAAGGUGGACCGCUCGCUCAACAGGGCGGCCGUCACGGACUGACCGGUGGACGGGCCCGCCCACCGACCUCUAUGUUACAGUCCGGGGGACACCCACAGUCACAGGCAGGGAGCUGGGCGCGUCGCCACUGGUCUGUGUUAGUAUGUGAUGACAACCGCGCCACGGUCAUUGCUGAUCUUUGUUUUCAUAUGAUCGACUUUUUGUCAUACAUUGAUAAAGAUCG
Messenger RNA from Amphibalanus amphitrite, 2028 nucleotides. Its product is annotated as tRNA (adenine(58)-N(1))-methyltransferase non-catalytic subunit TRM6-like. Gene Ontology annotation, biological process: tRNA methylation. The record is from RefSeq and is a predicted model, not a curated record. The coding region runs from base 315 to 1847 and encodes 510 amino acids. Gene Ontology annotation, cellular component: tRNA (m1A) methyltransferase complex; nucleus. The transcript has 9 exons. NCBI's taxonomy places the organism in Eukaryota, Metazoa, Arthropoda, Thecostraca, Balanomorpha, Balanidae.